AUGGUGUCAAGACCCUCGACAUCACCGAGACUUGUCCCCUCGAAUCGACUGUCAUGGUCCCGCCACGUCACGCUGGACUUGCUGCUGCUGAUCCUGGCCAACUCGGUCUUCCACCCCUGGAUCACCCUCGUCUUCUACCUGUGUCUGGCCGCCGUGCACAAGCACAAGGAACCCCUGGCCUUUUACACGCUGUACUACACGGCGUUUCUGGUCGUCGCCGAACUGGCCGUCUGGCUCAACCACCGCCUCGCGUACGGCCGCCACCGGAAAGUCGACUGGGAAGACGAGGUGGUUGUCGUCACCGGCGGCGCCCACGGACUGGGCAGAGUGCUGGCCGAGAUGCUCUUGAGAAAGGGCGCUAAGGUGGCGGUCCUGGACGUCCACGGGCCGGACGAGGAGGCGCGCGAGGAGAUGGAACGCUGGGACCUGGUCUGGGAGGUUGUGGACGUGAGCGACGCUGCCGAGGUUCAGGGGGCGGUGGACAGGGUUGUUGACGAUCUCGGUCGGCCGACAAUCCUGAUCAAUAACGCAGCAACAUCCAUCAAUGGCCUCCCUCUGAUUUCUCCAGCGCCCUUGGAGUCAUCGACAUCGACGCUAUCUCCCCAACAAGCCACCAAAACAAUCACCACCAAUGCCCUCGGCCACUUCACCGCCCUGUCCGCCGUCCUCCCUCAUCUACUCUCCUCGCCCCAGGGGGCUCACAUCAUAACCAUCUCCUCGAUCCUUUCGCAUCUCAACCCUGCCAAACUAGCCGACUACAACGCGUCGAAAGCCGGCGUCUCGGCGCUGCACAACACCUUGUGUCACGAACUCCGCACUUACCCCGAUCCUGCUGUCUUUGACAAGGUGAAGACCAUCCUCGUCGAACCAGGUCAGCUCUCCACGCAGCUAUUUGCAGACAUCACCCGAGUGCCCUUUUACGCACACUUUUUUGGGCCCGUGUUGGAGGCCAAGGACGUAGGCAAGGAGAUUGUGCGGUGGGUGGAAAGAGGCGACGGCGGAGUGAUCCGCAUGCCCUUUUACGCCAAAUGUGUGCCGUUUUUGAAUGUGAUGCCCGGGGCAGUGCAAAGGGUAGUGCGGUGGUGGAGUGGAAUCGAUCGGGCGAUCGUGGCGAGGGAAAAGAAUGCCUGA
Fonsecaea nubica is the source of this 1131-nucleotide messenger RNA. RefSeq lists its product as hypothetical. Gene Ontology annotation, molecular function: oxidoreductase activity, acting on the CH-OH group of donors, NAD or NADP as acceptor. The coding region runs from base 1 to 1131 and encodes 376 amino acids. Lineage: Eukaryota; Fungi; Ascomycota; Eurotiomycetes; Chaetothyriales; Herpotrichiellaceae. The transcript is spliced from 2 exons. The record is from RefSeq and is a predicted model, not a curated record.